GUUCGUCUUUUUACAAAUAAGAAAUAGAAAGGAGAAGCCUUGAGAGAGGAUAAGGCUUCAAAAGAUCUUCAUUAAAAGCAAGAAAAGCAAGCCUUGUGUGGAAGAUCUCAUCUAUUUUGUUCGCUGGCUGUCUAGCUUCACAUGGUCACGUGUCGUGAGGGCAGCACAGUAAAAAGACGCCUACUCAGCGGGUUCAAGCAUACAGAGCUACUUUAAGCAACAUGAGUCUACGCUCAGGAAGAAAUUAUCUAAAAGACUACGCUGCUGAAGAGCUAGACGAAGCAGCCGGUGGUGAACAGCAACCAGACAUCGCCACUCAAUCAGCUACAAUGCAGCAACAGUCUCAGCCAUUCGACACCAAGUCGCAGAAAUCCAGAACAUCGACAAGGCGGUCUCAACGGACAUCCUCAUCAACAGCUUCUGCAGCUGCAAGGGCCUACGCCAAAGCUCAAGCAGCACGAGCUCAACUGGCCUUCGCUGAAAAGGAAGCCAAUGCAAUGAAACAGAGAGCGGAACUGGAUGCUCAUCUACAUGUCCUCCAGUGCCAAAAAGCAAUAGCCGCAGCUGAAGCAGAGGCCUCAGCCUAUGAAGAAGCAGAGAUUCAGAGCGGGGAGCUCUAUGGAGAACUUUGUGAGGAAGUUGAGCCCAUCAGUACAGUGCACCACACUAACGAAUAUGUUCAACAACAACAUGAGUUACUCUACCCAGACACUCAGCACGACCCAGCACAGCCUCCUAAAGGGAAUGACAAUGAAGUAGAUGUACAAGACAGUACACAAAUAACUAAUCCGUUUAUAACCAACUCUCAGAUGAAACCACCACCUGUAAACAGAGAAAGGAAACAGGAGCAAACAGUGAACACAUGUGUAGUCGACACGUACUGGUCCAACUCCACAAAGCACACCCCCAACCUUAACAACUGCUUACCUGAAGCAAGUGAAACACAACAGUUUGCAAAAUAUCUAAUUCGCAAAGAACUAGUCAGCACAGGUCUUUUGCAAUUUGAUGACAAACCUGAAAACUAUUGGGCAUGGAAAACCUCAUUCAUCAGCGCAACCAAAGACUUAAAUCUGUCUCCAAGAGAGGAAUUAGACUUGCUAACGAAAUGGUUGGGUCCAACAUCAUCCGAACAGGCUAAGCGGAUUCGUGCUGUGCACACCCUCAAUCCUGCUGCAGGUGCGAAGAUGGUCUGGCAACGCCUUGGAGAGUGCUACGGCUCACCGGAGGCUAUUGAGGACGCACUCUUAAAAAAGGUAGAGGACUUUCCUAAACUAACAAAUAAAGACAAUGUUAAGCUGCAAGAACUUAGUGACAUCUUAUUGGAGCUACAGUGUGCUAAACAAGAUGGCGCACUCCCAGGACUUGCUUACCUCGACACAGCCAGAGGAGUCAGGCAAAUAGUGGAUAAACUUCCCUUCAACCUACAGGAAAGGUGGACAACUGUAGGAACACAGUACAAGGAGACUCAUAGUGUGUCAUUUCCUCCUUUCUCAGUUUUCACACAAUUUGUCCAACGGCAAGCGAAAAUGAGGAAUGACCCAAGCUUUGCUAUGUCCAAGGCCAACACCCACGUCCCUUCUCUCACAGAAAAACUGAGGUCAUAUAGUCGCAAACCUACUGUGUCAGCACACAAAAUGGACAUUAUGGCAGAGCCCGACCAGAAUAAUCUCAGUCCAAAGAACAUGGAGGAACCAGAUCGCCAGUGCCCGAUCCACAAAAAACCACAUCCACUCAAAAAGUGUAAACUUUUUAGAGACAAACCCAUUGAAGAAAGACAAGCCUAUCUCAAAGAGCAUCACAUCUGCUACAGAUGCUGUGGGUCUGUCCAACACAUUGCAAAAAACUGUAAAGCAGUGGUUAAGUGUAUCGAGUGUGACAGCCUUAAACACUUAUCUGCAAUGCAUCGUGGUCCUACUCCUGCCUCUAAGAGUACUACACCAGGAAACAAUGACAAUGAAGAGCAAACUGAGAGCUCACCUUCAGUCGAGUCGAAGUGCACAGAGGUAUGUGGCCAAAGUGAUAGCCCACGUUCAUGUUCUAAGAUCAGUUUAGUCAAAGUGUAUCCCGCAGGCCAAAAAGAGAGAGCUAUAAAAAUGUAUGCAGUAAUAGAUGAUCAGUCCAACAGGUCACUGGCUAAGUCAGAGUUUUUCAGCCUUUUCGAUAUCAAUGCCAGACCCACUCCAUACACCUUAAAGACUUGCUCUGGCAGAGAACAAACCUCAGACAAUAGAUCUGAAAUACCCUCUCCAGAGAUUGCCCAGCAUCACCCACAUCUUCUUCCAGUCGCCGAUAACAUCCCACCUGUUGACCACCACGCCCCAAUCCUUUUACUCCUAGGACGAGACGUCAUCAGGGUCCAUAAGGUACGUGAGCAAAUCAACGGACCCAACAAUGCACCAUACGCCCAAAAGCUAGACCUGGGUUGGGUUAUUGUGGGGGAGGUGUGUUUAGGAAAAGCGCACAGUCAGUCAGAGGUCAAUGUCUACAAAACACACACCUUAGAUAAUGGACGUGCAUCCUAUUUUGAGCCUUGCCCAAACACAAUUCACGUUAAAGAGAAUUAUGGGGUCACUAUGAAUGCUACCUGCGUCACAGAUGAUUUGGGACACUCUGUGUUCGUUAGAUCUGAGAGUGAUAACAAACAAGCCAUGUCUAUCGACGACAAGGCAUUCCUGACAAUAAUGGACAAUGAAGUUUAUCAAAACCAAGAGAACCGUUGGGUUGCACCUUUACCCUUUCGCUCACCGAGAAGGAGGCUCCCUGACAACAGAGAACAAGCCCUAAAACACCUCUGCUCUCUCCGAAAGACUUUGGAAAAGAAACCAGAAACGAAAGAUCACUACAUCCAAUUCAUGCAGAAAAUGUUGGAUAACAAUCAAGCUGACCAAGCCACUCGGUUCAUUCCAGCACCAGACCUGCAGAACAGUACCUGGUUCUCAGGUCCACCCUUUCUGUACUCUGACACACACACAGAACCACACACUGGUCCUUUCACGCUCAUCGAACCUGAAAAAGACAGAUACGUCCAGAAAUAA
Molecule: messenger RNA, 3035 nt
Organism: Oreochromis niloticus (Nile tilapia)
Lineage: Eukaryota; Metazoa; Chordata; Actinopteri; Cichliformes; Cichlidae
Exons: 3
Coding region: 222-3035 (937 amino acids)
Source: RefSeq, a predicted model, not a curated record